AUGCCACGCCAUGCCGAUGCAUCGGGAGAGGUCAAACCCGAUGCGCCCUCAUCAACCCUGGAGGCGCUGCGGAGGCCAUCCGUCCCGCGACGACGCUCCAUCUUCGCGAUCCCCGCGCCAGUGAAGCAGCUCUUCAAUCGGUUUCCGCUGGCAAUGUAUGAUGCGAACGAGUUGCCAUUAAGCGCUCCCCGAAGUCGGGAGUUGCUGCGGCUUUAUGUGUUUGCGGACGGCGGAGGGGACGGCUUGGAGGUGGUGUCGUUUAAUCCGAGCUGUCUGAAAUAUCAGGCAUAUCUUCGCUUUCGCAAUAUUCAAUUCCGGGUGGUAUCGUCCUCGAACCAUGCGUCGCCGUCCGGGUCACUCCCUUUUCUACUGCCAAAAUCGGCGGGGACAUCAGGAGAUUCGCAGUCGUUGGAUCCGAUUCCUGGAAACAAGCUGGCCAAAUGGGCAGAUGGCCAGGAAUCCAAAUUCGAAGAGCCAUCGGACCCGCGAUCCGAUGCGUAUAUGGCGCUGGUUGACCAUUCAAUCAGAAGAGCAUGGUUAUAUGCGCUCUACCUCACCUCGAAUUUCCGAUCCGUCAUCUGGCCGCUCUACAUCCUCCCCACCUCCUCCAACUCCCUAGUCCGCUGGUCCAUCGGCUACGACCUCCGCAAAGCCGCCGAAGCUGAGCUCCUUAAAUUCUCCCCCACCAUCGACGCGGAUUUAUUAUACCUGGAAGCCCGGGACGCGUUCGAAUCGCUCGACGGCAUCCUUGGAUCCGAUACCUGGUUCUUCGGCGCAAAGGAACCAGGGCUCCUCGAUGCGGCGGUAUUCGCUUACACGAAUUUCCUGCUGGAUCCAAACUAUGGGAGCGGGUGGACGGAUGAUUGGUUGGUAGGAGCGCUGGAAGGGAGAGAUGGGUUGCGGAGGCAUCGAGAGCAGAUUCGGGAGCAGUAUUUCGUGGUCAGCUGA
Molecule: messenger RNA, 948 nt
Organism: Eremomyces bilateralis CBS 781.70
Lineage: Eukaryota; Fungi; Ascomycota; Dothideomycetes; Eremomycetales; Eremomycetaceae
Exons: 3
Coding region: 1-948 (315 amino acids)
Biological process (GO): mitochondrion organization
Cellular component (GO): SAM complex
Source: RefSeq, a predicted model, not a curated record